This is a messenger RNA of Selaginella moellendorffii, 1274 nucleotides long. Its product is annotated as reticulon-4-interacting protein 1 homolog, mitochondrial. The record is from RefSeq and is a predicted model, not a curated record. NCBI's taxonomy places the organism in Eukaryota, Viridiplantae, Streptophyta, Lycopodiopsida, Selaginellales, Selaginellaceae. The transcript is spliced from 8 exons. Gene Ontology annotation, molecular function: oxidoreductase activity. Bases 55 to 1128 code for a protein of 357 amino acids.
UGCUCAGUUGCCAUAAACCCUAAAUUUCUUCCUCCUCUUCCGCGCGAUCGAUUCAUGAGGCGCUGGCUCGCUUCGCCCUACUGCCGUGGCCACAGCAGGAGCAUCUCGACAUGCCGGGCGGUCGUGCUGCCGCGAUUCGGCGGCCCCGAGGUCUUGGAGCUGCGCAAGGAUGUGCCCGUGCCGCAUUUGGAGGCCGAGGAAGUGCUUGUCCGCACGGUCGCCGCCGGCGUGAAUCCUCUGGAUAUCAAGAUGAGAGAAGGAUACGGGAGGUCUCUUUUCCAGCCUCUUCUUCCAAUCGUUCUGGGAAGAGAUGUGAGUGGAGAGAUUGUGGCCAUCGGCAAUGGAGUGAAGCGGCUCCACGUAGGCCAGCAUGUCUUUGGAGCGCUUCAUCCGACUGCUGUGCGAGGUACUUACAGUGACUACGCGAUACUCCAAGAGGAACAGCUUGCCCUCAAGCCAAAGUCACUCACUCAUGUGGAAGCAGCUGCCAUUCCCUUUGCCGCACUGACUGCGUGGCGAGCACUGUGGAGCACUGCCAGAAUGAAGAGCGGGCAGAAGGUGCUGAUCAUGGGCGGGGGAGGCGCGGUCGGCUUAGCAGCCAUUCAGCUCGCUCGAGCUGCUGGCUGCUCGGUGGCUGCCACUUGUGGCAAACGAAGUUGUAGUCGCGUCGGGGAAGCUGGCGCCGAGCUUAUCGUGGACUACACUUCCGAGAACACAAGAGAGCAACUUACCUGGCGAUUCGAUGCUGUACUUGACACAAUCGGUGUGGAGACCACAGAAGCACUUGGAGUUAACGUGCUGAAGCGUGGUGGUCACUACAUGACGCUGCAGGGAGAAGCGGUGAAACUGGCAGACAAAUACGGCCUCAUUGUUGGAGGCGGCAUUGCGACAGCGACGCUCUUGCGGAAGCGAAUGCAGUACACUCAGUCGCAUGGCAUUGACUACUCUUGGAUAAUCAUGAGGACGGAUGCCGAAGGCCUGGAACAAAUAGCUCGGCUUGCGAAAGAAGGACGCCUCAAGAUCCCAGUCGGAGAAACUUUCAGUUUGGAUGAAGCCGCGAAAGCUCAAACGGCGAGAGAAAACAAGGAUUCACAGGGCAAAGUGGUGCUCCAAGUCCAGCAGGAGUAAGCAAAGGAUUUUUCCAAAUAAUGCACUUACACAAGAGUAGUCGACUCCGACGCUCAGCCCCAGCAGUUUGUACAUUUUGUCCAGAGUUUACGUAUAGAGAGCUCUCGUCGUCCAGGUUCUUUGCAAAUAAAUCCAUCUUCCAGAAA